Helobdella robusta is the source of this 531-nucleotide messenger RNA. RefSeq lists its product as hypothetical. NCBI's taxonomy places the organism in Eukaryota, Metazoa, Annelida, Clitellata, Rhynchobdellida, Glossiphoniidae. The annotation marks the transcript as partial. Gene Ontology annotation, molecular function: calcium ion binding. The record is from RefSeq and is a predicted model, not a curated record. The transcript has 4 exons.
GUUAAACAGGCAGUUGAUGAAGAUUGCAAUGGGAAAAUUACAGCACAGGAACUUCAGACCUCCCUGAUGAAUAACAACUGCACGCCAUUCAAUUCAGAGACGUGCAGGUUGAUGGUGGGAAUGUUCGACGUGGACAGAAAUGGCACAAUAGAUAUUUAUGAGUUCUCAUCGCUGUGGAAAUACAUACAGGAGUGGAGGGCUUGUUUUGAUAGUUUCGACACGGACAGGUCAGGCACCAUCGACGUGCAUGAACUCAACAAUGCUUUCAAAACUUUUGGCUACAACCUAUCACAAAAUUUCUGCCAGUUGUGCAUUCGAGUAUUCGAUAGGAAGGGCCAUUCAAGUAUAAAAUUUGAUGAUUUCAUACAGUGCUGUGUCAUGUUGAAGGUUCUGUCGGCUAAGUUCAUGCAGAAAGACGUGCAGAAGACUGGAGUUAUCAGAGUCUAUUACGAAGAAGUUAGUGAAGAUGGAUAUGAAUCUCGUUUGCGUACGCAUGUGUUCUGCGGUGAUUCUCAUGAUUAUAAUAGUUGA